AACGUGUACGACCAAAGCCGUUAAAAACUGUUGAAUCAACAUGGGGUGUGAAAUGUCGACGGACGGACAGGCGCUCUCGUCAGUUAUAAGGAAGGAUCGUUCAGAGUUGUACAAAAGCCCCGGUAUCGGUGACAGAGAGGACUGGCGCCUUCCCCUGGACGCCUGGCAGAGGUUUUACCUGCAGAAGUCGUGGAAGACCGUGGCGAGAAAGUCGGACCAGGCGGCCAGGACCGUGUUUCUGAGGAUGCUGCAGGACAAUCCAGGCUUGCGGCAGAAGUGGCCGAGAAUCAGCCUUCUUACCGAGGAGGAAAUACCGACAAGCCCUUAUAUUAAGUUCUUAGGUGAGCGCAUCUUUGACUGCCUGGAUUACAUAAUAGAUAACCUGGGAGACCUGGAUCACGUGAUCAGUGAGCUGACCAAACUUGGACGCCAGCACUCUGACAUGAACGUCAUGACGCCGGAGGAUGUGUGGGCGAUAGAGGCUGCUUUCCUCGCUGGUGUACAGGAGUGUUUGGAAGAUCGCUUCACUAUCAAGUAUGAGGAAAUCUACAGUCGAUUCAUCGUUUUUGUAAUCGAGACGAUGGUGAUCGGAUUUGACCCACAUUAGCGCCUUUUGACAUAUCAUCAUUAUGGUUUAUACGUAAUGAAAAUGCUUCCAUUAAAAUAACAUUAAUCAAGCUGUAGAUCAUGUAAUUAGUAAACCAGGGAGAUGGCAAACCCUAGGAAUGUCCCAAGGACUUUGCUUACACCAAACUUUGACAAAUUAACCUACAUUCAUGUUAGCUUUGUAAGUUAAUAUUGUAUAGCACAUUUAGCAUCACAAACAAUUAGGGAUAAUCUAUGGUUUGCAAAUAUAUAAUGUAUUUGUAAGUACAU
Molecule: messenger RNA, 876 nt
Organism: Branchiostoma floridae (Florida lancelet)
Lineage: Eukaryota; Metazoa; Chordata; Leptocardii; Amphioxiformes; Branchiostomatidae
Exons: 5
Coding region: 41-607 (188 amino acids)
Molecular function (GO): oxygen binding; heme binding
Source: RefSeq, a predicted model, not a curated record